GGACGCUUUCUCUGUGUGUGGCACUGCUGGCAGGAUGCGCGAGGUUCGGUAGUAAUUCACCGCUCGCACUUGGGUUUAGAGAGACACAUCUGGGGACAGGGGAGAAAGAGAUCGAGUGCCGGAAGGGCGGACGGGGUUUUAGUGACUGCCCGCCACCAGCUUUUUUUGCGCCGUAUAACCCAUGGAGAGAAAAAAAUGUGAUAGUCGACGAAUAGAUUUGUGUGAGUCGCUUGGUGAAAAACAUCUGUGUUUCUAAGGCACGAUUCGGGGCGUGUACAGAGAUGUUUCUCCCUCUCCUAAAUGGUUAUCAUUUCACCAGCAAAAUGUGCUACUCUUAAUUCUGAAAAAUAAGAACUGCAUUAGGCCAACUAAAUACAACGGAUUAAAUAAUUCUUGAGUUUACUCAAAAUGAUAUUGAGCUGAGUAUGGAUGCAAAUGUUGGCUUAGAAUAUUGGUUAUUGAGGACAGCUCCAACUAAAGUAGCAGGAUUAUAAAAUGGAAACAAAUGGAAAAAUUAGACAAAAUAGUCUCCCCCGAAGACCAAGCAUGCUGUGAAGAUGUUUUGCAAAACAACUUACCUUGAAGAUACUGUGACUUCACACUUACUACCUUCUACUGACAUAUUUAGCCUGCUCAGAAAUGAUUUUUGCAUUUUCUAGAAAAAAUGUGUCCCAAAAAUUGAGUUUAUUGUUGCUAGUUUUUGGUUUUAUCUGGGGCAUAAUGUUACUGCGCUACACCUUUCAGCAUCCAAGACAACAGAGCAGUGCUGAAUUGCGUGAACAAAUUCUUGACUUAAGUAAAAAAUACGUUAGAGCCCUAGCAGAAGAAAACAAGAAUGUAAUAAAUGGUGAUAAUGGAGUUGCAAUGGCGGGAUAUGCUGAUCUGAAAAGAACAAUUGCAGUUCUUCUAGAUGACAUCUUGCAGCGCUUGGUCAAACUGGAAAACAAGGUUGAUUAUAUGGUUGUAAAUGGUUCAGCAACAAAUUCUACAAAUGGGAACUUAAUGCCAUCAACUACAAGCAAACGAGUAAAUGCAGCACACAAUAUAAGAUAA
Messenger RNA from Ahaetulla prasina, 1053 nucleotides. RefSeq names its product coiled-coil domain containing 126 (gene CCDC126). Bases 640 to 1053 code for a protein of 137 amino acids. NCBI's taxonomy places the organism in Eukaryota, Metazoa, Chordata, Lepidosauria, Squamata, Colubridae. The record is from RefSeq and is a predicted model, not a curated record. The transcript has 4 exons.